AUGGAAGGGCAAGGAUUGAUUGUCUUGCCAUCCAAAGAUCUUCUUGAGGACAUCAAGUUCUUCACAAAGUUUGGGUUUCAUCAAGAACAAAUUUUCCCUGCUGAUAAUCCUGCUGUUUCUGUACUCUCGGGAUAUGGAAUGAAAUUGCAGAUCGAUAAAAGAGCAGACAUACCCCCACCAACUAUACAUAUUUUGACUGAAAAUUCUGGGAAACUUGAAGAAAAAUUAUCAUCAGGCAACACUGCUCCAAAUGGUACUACUGUAAAAAUCUUUCCCAAAUCAACAGGAAUUACCAUUCCCCGUCCAGUACAGAAAUUGGAGAUAACUCAUCUGGAUAAAGGUUACUCUUGGGUGGUUGGCCGUGCCGGAAUGCUAUAUCGUGAUUUGGUUCCCUCUAGAUUAGGCGGGGCACUGAUUGCAUCCCAUAUUCACAUUCCAAAUGACGGUCCAGUCCCUGACAUGGUGCAUUAUCAUACUGUGUUAUUUCAGCUGAUCUACUGUUAUAAAGGAUGGGUCAAAGUUGUCUAUGAGGAUCAAGGUGAACCUAUAAUUCUACACCCCGGAGAUUUUGUGAUUCAGCCACCAGAAAUCAGGCAUCGGGUUUUGGAAUCAGGAGAGGGUUUGCAGGUCAUUGAAAUAGGGGUUCCAGCUCAGCAUAUGACUUCCUUUGACCAGCAUACCCAAUUGCCUACUAUUGCCUGCCAACCUGAACGAGAAUUCCAGGACCAGGUUUUUUGCCACCAUCAAGCUGGGAAUGCCGUCUGGAAGUUAAUGAAUGGGUUCAAUAUAUGUAACACUGGUGUAUGUGAGGCUACCAAAGGUGUUGCUAGUGUGACAAUUGCCAAGCCAACCGAUUCAUCUGAGGUACACUCAAUUCAUGACUGCGACAUAUACUUCGCAUUUGUUCUUAAAGGAAGGACUGAGUUGAAUGUGAAAGAUAAUGGUAGCUAUAUUUUGAGUGAAGGAGAUGCAUUUGUAGUGCCACGUAACAUGGUAUUUGUGUUCUCUAAUUACUCAAAAGAUUUGGAACUAUUGCGAAUUUCACUCCCAAAAGUGUAAUUUGAACUACCUUAGUUCAUCAAUCCUGUUUACCUGUAGCUUUCUUAACCCAUUGAGCUGCAAUGUGCCCCAGUGCGCCCUACUUAUUUUUUUUACUUGUCUAGUUCCUGAUGAUUUUAAUCGUCAUUGGGGAAGCUCUGCAGCUUAAUGAGUUAACCAAAAAUCUAACAAUGCCUCUAGUUAUUAGUUAACCCAUUCAGCCGCAAUGAGCCCAGUACUUAUUUUUCUUACUUGUCUAAUGCCAGACAAUUCUACUUGUCAAUAGGGAAGCUCUGCAGCUUAAUGGGUAAUAAUAAGAACAUUUUAUAAAAAUUGUACUUAAAAAUAUGUAACUGAUAAAAAAUAUCAAAAUUAUAGCCAAGCUUUUCAAACUAAGCAUCCAACCUCAGCUUAAAAUGUACACUAAAUAAUUAUCAGAGCUGGAUGAGGAUAUUUUAUUAACCCAUUGGGCACCAGUGCUCUGCCCUUGAUGAAUAAAAUUGUCUGAUGUUAGACAGAGUAAUUAGUAAUAAACUAGAGUGCAGUCUCAGAAUAGAGACCUCACAGAAGGCUGACUCAGCCAGAAAAAAGUUUGUCGGUAAGUCGGUUAACCAAGUCAACUCCGGGUCAAAUCCGAGCCAGAGUCAAAUGUCUGAUGAGAUGUCUUUAGCGGUCUUUAUAGUUCAAUGACUUAGUACCCUAACCCUACUCCUAACCUAUUAAAACCUUCUCCUUACCCUAUUCGAUUGUAAAUUUUAUUCCAUUUUGUCUUUUUUUACGUGACUCAGAUGUUUGACCCGGGCUCGGAAUUGAUUCGGAAUUGAUUCGGACUCGAAUUUGACCUGGUAAAUGAAUUUACUCUGCCAGAAAAGCAUAACUACCAGCACACCAUGAUUCGCAAUGAUUUGUCAUCAAAAUGCACUCGCCAUGUUCCUAGCCAGUGUGCUUAUGAGAGACAUUCAUCCCUUGAAUGUACACCAUUUUGAAUAUUUUUAGGGGGGGGGGGGGGGGGGGGUUAAAACCUCUCAUAAGUGCACUGGCUAGGAACAUGGUGACAACACAAUGCCAAAAUCAUGACAGGGUUUGCCAAAAUCAUAGGCAAAAACCAAGACGUCUGCCUUUUGUACGAUUUUUGGACCAGGAACUGGUCCCCAAUCUCUGCUAAUCUUGUUGUUGUUGUCAGGGGGCGACGCUCUUCGAAAAAAGCCUAAGGCUCCUUCAUUUUGAGUCCGAUCGUCAUGAAAUUUGAAACGAUUUUAAACGAUAUUCCUCAUCGAUUGACGGUGUUCGAUUUUUUUAUUUUCGAUUUAUAACCGUAUCCCCCUGUACCCGCCUGUACCCUGGAUCCGCCCCUAUACCGUACUUGAGCUACACUUGAUACCCUCUGGAUCCGGUAGUACCGUCUAUGUUAUAUACGGUUGCGAACUAUGGAGACUUGUUGGAAAAAGCACAAACUAUGAUGGUGGUUCAUCAGGUAUAUUCGAUCUGAAAUAGACAAAAGGAAACUAUUUUUCCUAGGAAUGUUAAGUAAUUCAUGCGUAACAUGGUCAGUUUAUAAAGUUAUAUUUUACAGACGGUUAAUUCGCUGGAAAUGGGAUUUUAAAUCAGCGACGACUGGUUUUAGUAUACUAUAUGGGAAAAUCAUUAAUUGUACUGCAGUACAAUUAAUUAAUGAUGGUAAUAGAACGAAUAGGAGUGCUAUUAAUGCCAUAAUCAUACGAGUGAUUACAAAAUCAACCGACCGCGUAGCGGGAGGUUGAUUUGUUAAUCACGAGUAUGAUUAUGGCAUUAAUAGUACGACUUUAAUUCGUUCUAUUACUUAUUAAUUAUUUAUCUUCUGUAAUCAAACUGUUUAAGGGGGAAAAGCAGAAAAAUGCAAUUUGUUGAAGUUCAAUAUAAUUAUUAAAUUUUUGUCACGACAAUUCUUAGUGAAAUAGUACAAUUUUGAAUUAUUGUUUAUCAUAUGUAAUCAAAUUAACAUAUUAUUAACUUCCGGGCAUUAUUUCCGGUAUAAUCACAUGACAACAUUUGUUUGAAUUAUUCAACACACAAUUGGGAAGCCAUGUUUGUAUGUUUAUAACGUGUUCAAAAUAGUGAAGUUCUUUAAUUCAAUUAAUCAUCUGAAAUUGGAUGGAAAUAUAAAUCCUGUUUGUGUUUAGUUCGGUGUCUUCUGCUGGAUGAACAGGUAGGUCAUUUUCGUCAGAAAAUAUAUAAUUUAACAACCCUCGAAAACGAGAUCUGCAUUCGGCAAUGCCGACCUACAGUAAAUGCCGACCUAUCAACCUCCCAUGUCGGCAAUGUUUUGCCCACCUUAAUUCAGCCAAAGUAAUAAUCUUUUUUGGUGCUUAUAGCUGUUAAAAAGUCAGCGAUUAUAGAAUUCGAUGUACUUUGGUGUAAGGUUUAAGAAUUAACGGGUAUAUUUAUGAUAUAAUUUAGGUAAAACUCUAAAAGAAAAGGCUUCGUGACAUUUAUACUUUUCAAUGAUUCGUAAAUACGUGAUUACUAGUGCAGGCUACUAGUGCUCCAAGACAUGGAAACAGAUUUUAAAAAAUGCCGAGAUGUGUCGAGCUAGGUCAGAUUUAGGUCGGCAUUUUUUUUCCGACCUCAAUUUUGACGGUUUUCGAGGGCUGAUUUAAAAAUUAAAAGGUCAAAAUUUGUGAAUUCCUCCAUUUUGAAAUUUUUUACAGCAAUAAAGAAAAUAAAAUUCAAAGUUUGUAUCCUGAAUGCUGAUUGGCUAGUUGUAAAUACUAGACUGAUUUUCAUUGGCUGUAAACAAGAGUGCGAUUACAGCUCAGAAAAGGUGCGAUUAAUGCUCAAAUCGCACUCCUGUCAACCAAUGAAAUUGCAGUAUUUGCCACUGAUUACAGAAGAUAAAUAAUUAAUGAAAUAAUUGUACUCCUCUCAACCAAUGAGCAUCCAGUAAUUUUGUCAUGCUAAUGAUAAUUCCAGAUAUUUAUCAGAUAUCCUUCAACGAUAUGACUUGUUCUGUUUUAUGAAUGAUUUUAUUGAUAACGGAGAAUUUCCAAGGAAGAAAUUGAAGAAUCAGUGGAAAAAGAUCGUUAUCGAGUCCGAAUGGUGUAUGAGCAAAACUGGUGUGAAUUUGUUAGACAAAUUGCCUAUAGAUGAGUUAUCUACAUUCAAUACUUGA
Messenger RNA from Paramuricea clavata, 4186 nucleotides. NCBI's taxonomy places the organism in Eukaryota, Metazoa, Cnidaria, Anthozoa, Malacalcyonacea, Plexauridae. The record is from the annotation of a GenBank genome assembly.